AUCGCUCCCCACCUCCCGUAGCCCACCCAGCAGCUUCACGAUCUCGGGCGGAUACUGCGACAACUUGCCAGUAGCCACGAGCUCGGGGAACACGUAGCAGCAUGGUUCAGAUCCAGGAGAAUUUGAGCACAUUUGGUCGUCGCUUUCUGCCGGCAGCCUUAAACGCGACAUGGAUGUCAAUCGGCCUGGUUUGUGGCGUGAUCCUGGCCUGCGUUGUCCUUCUGGCAGGCGGGAUUGUGGCGACUAUUAUUGCCGAGCGAAUGGUCACCAUCACCUACAGUACACAAGUGAAAGUGGACACCGGGGAGGUUCGGGGUCGCGAACGAACGUCUCCCUCCGGGAAGGUGUUCUUAAGUUUCCAGGGCAUUCCCUACGCCAAACCUCCCGUGGGAGACCUUCGGUUCAAGGCCCCUCUGCCAGCGGAGCCCUGGGAGGACGUCAAGGACACCCUCUCCGAAGGCAACAUUUGCCCGCAACCUCAUAGAGUGUCGAAAACGUCCCCGAUCAAGUCCAUGGGCAGCAUGCUCAAGAUGAUAGUGUCGAUGCCAGGUAUGGCAAAGUUCCUCUUCAACUACAUUAGACGGAUGAAUGAAGACUGCCUGUUCCUCAACGUGUACACGCCUCAGACGACGCUGCCGGCCACCGAGCUCGCGCCGGUGGUCGUGUUCAUCCACGGCGGCGGGUUCAUCGCGGGCAACGGGGACAUGAGCCUGUACGGCCCCGACUACCUGGUGGAGCAGGGCGUGGUCGUGGUCACGUUCAACUACCGCCUGGGCGCGCUCGGCUUCCUCUCCACCAACUCCGCCGAGGCGCCGGGCAACGCCGGGCUCAAGGACCAGGUCAUGGCGCUCCGCUGGGUGCGCGACAACAUCCGCGCGUUCGGCGGCGACCCCGGCAGCGUCACUCUGUACGGCGAGUCGGCGGGCUCCGCGUCCGCAGCCCUUCACCUCAUGUCCCCCAUGUCCAGCGGCCUCUUCCACCGCGUCAUCCUGGCCAGCAGCACGGCGCAGAACCAGUACGUCCUCACGGAGGACAGCGACCGCUUCUCGCGCCGCCUGGCGGAGGUGUGCGGCGCCGACAACGAGACGGCGGCCGACCCCGACAAGAGGCUGCAUUUCCUGCAGCACAUCUCGCACACCCUGAUGGACGACAAGCUCGUCGACACGCUGGGGGACGAGGACGUGCGCAGCAUCAUGGGCAGGGUCCCGUUCGUGCCCGUGGUGGAGACCGAGUUCCCCGGGCAGGAGGCCUUCCUCUCGGAGCACCCCGACCACCUGGUCCGCGAGGGACGCUACGCGCCGGUGCCCAUCAUGAUGGGCGUCAACAACAAGGAGGGGUCCGUCUUCUACACAG
Molecule: messenger RNA, 1353 nt
Organism: Frankliniella occidentalis (western flower thrips)
Lineage: Eukaryota; Metazoa; Arthropoda; Insecta; Thysanoptera; Thripidae
Product: putative inactive carboxylesterase 4
Exons: 9
Source: RefSeq, a predicted model, not a curated record